Messenger RNA from Lynx canadensis (Canada lynx), 450 nucleotides. RefSeq names its product resistin like beta (gene RETNLB). The coding region runs from base 31 to 345 and encodes 104 amino acids. Gene Ontology annotation, molecular function: hormone activity. The transcript has 3 exons. NCBI's taxonomy places the organism in Eukaryota, Metazoa, Chordata, Mammalia, Carnivora, Felidae. Gene Ontology annotation, cellular component: extracellular region. The record is from RefSeq and is a predicted model, not a curated record.
CCCAGCCCCAGGACAUUGCUGUUCUACAGGAUGAAGCUUAUGUCUUACUUCCUUCUCAUUCUCAUCCUCCUUCUCCAGCUGAUGAUCCCAAGGUAUGCUCAGUGUUCCUUGGACUCCAUCAUGGAUACAAAGAUAAAGGAAGCUCUCACUGGCUUAGCAAAGAAGAUUUCAUGUACCAGUAUCUUUAGCUCAGGCAGACUGUCUUCCUGCCCUGCAGGAAUGGUUGUCACCAGCUGUGCUUGUGGCUAUGGCUGUGGUUCCUGGGAUAUCCAGGGAGAAACCACAUGCCACUGCCAGUGCAGCACUAUAGACUGGACCACUUCCCGCUGCUGCCACCCGACCUGAGGGGGAGGAGGAUGAGAACCCAACUGUGUGACCAUCACAGUAAUGAAACUACACAUCAAACAGGAAACCUGACUCAAACUGUCCCUUUCAUUUGUUACAGUCUGC